CCAGGAGCCCCGUUCGUAGCGUCCGAUCGCUCCUAAUAUGUUAACGUUAGCCGUCAAUUGCACCGUCUCAAAGCCAUUUCCACACCUCGGACGCACACGACCAGUGUUCAUGCUGCGAUCACUAUCUCAUGCUGCACUGGAGCACUCCCGGGCAGUUUCAAGCCUUCAAAGGUCAACAACGUUGCUGGAUUUGGCCUAUGAGAGUGAAGAAGACACAGAUGCCAGGACAGUCAGCUGGCUUCAAUGUUGGCACUGUUGAGUUGAAUCAGUGGCAUGAGCUUCAUGAUCUUCUCUUUUAGCCCGCCCUUAGUUGGGAGGCCAUCGCUAGUAGGUUGGAGGCCAUCACUAGUCUCCUCUUUUGGCCCGCCCUUACUUAAUUCAGUAGGCGCCCACUUAAUUAAGAGAGUAAGCUGCUAGCUACGAAAAAGCUUCUAGCAACUGGACGCAGGAUAGCUCACGCUUCCUUGAAGAAGCGCUCGCACUAAUGAUUUGGUUCCUAGAAUUUUACAGACACGUACUUAAUCUUAGUUAGCCAUACUGCUUCAACAUUCUUUGGAUGCACGCUUCAUGGUUUACAACCGGUUCUGUUAGUCACCAAGGAUUAUCAGCCUGCUUGGACAUGUCUAAGGCGGGUGGGGCUUUGCAUUGGCUACUUGGUUCCCUCAUGGGGCCAUUUGAGCCUGGCGAACGUAGGACGCUCCUGGGCCGCUGGCUUUUGCGCACUUUGGCACUGCUACCUUUUCGCCACGUCAGCGACCUUGCUCUUUGUGAACUCCGCCGCCACCAUUCUCCAAUGCUAUAUCCAGUGGUUUUCAACCACCAGUGUUCAUUUGACAAGCUUCCAAGAGCUAGAGUUCAAAACCCAGAACUCGAUUCACUUCAUUGGGGCCUUUUUCAGGUCCUACAUUUUGCUCAGUGUGACCUCAGAUGUGAUGCGUUUCGCGUAUUUGCUUUGCAAGGAUGCAUGGCGUGCAGACGUUUUUGAAGCUUACCGCCGCCUUUGGGCCUGCGAUGCAUGGAAUGAAGUGAGCGCAGGGGAAUUCUACAGCCACAACUGGUCAAUGUGCUUAAGCCGGCGGCAGAAGAUUUGCGAUGUCAUUUGCCAAUGCUUUCUUCAUGCUUCCAUCGACCUAGUGCCAUUUCUCCUCUUUCUCUACGGCAUCAAUGAAAAGGAAACGACCCAAGUGUUCUUGUGCCGCAUUUGCCUUUGCAUUGGAAUUGUUCACAUCUUGGUCUUCUAUUUUCUUUGGUUGUGCACGGACGUUGCCCUGAAACUCCACCAUUUCGUGGGCGCUUGGGCCAUGGCGCGUGGUCAUUCCCCAGCUCGACACCGAACCUACUCGUAUCACCCGACGGCUCCGGGUGUUCCUUAUUCCGAAUGCCGCUCGCUUUAUGCCCUUUGUGCGGCUCUGGUGCACGGCUUUCUGAAAGUGCUUCCUGUAGCCAUGGCCAUUGCAACGCUGAUCUUCGGGCUCCUGGUUUCUCCCAACUGUUAUGCGGUGGCUGCAGGAAUGGCCCUCUCGAGCAUCAUGCUCACCUUGCAAAUUCUUGGCCCAGUGGAUACCAUCACCAUGGGAAAUAUGCGGCUUUUAGAUCCAUGGUUUCCGAUCCCUGAAGAGCUACAACAGUGGGCUGAGCAGUGGUGCGAUCUAGGCUUUAGUGAGCAGAAGCAAAAGCAGCAGCCGUUUCUUUUGAUGUUGGGUUUCUCAGCCUUGGCUUUUGGAUUCUUCGGCUUUCCGGGACUCACCAUGGUGUGCAUUUUGCUGCUGGUGUGCGUAUUGCUGGAGCUGCUGGUGCUGCGCGCCGCGGGGAGAUUGUCCUGGUUAUGGUGCUUUCUGGAAUCCGCGGUCGAGACACUGAUCUUAAUCUACAUUAUGCUUUCUACAGCGUCCGAUGCCUUGGCAGACUGCACAGUGAUGAUACUUUUGCUUGUCAUGAGACAGUUCGGCUUCCAGCGGCAGUUCCAUGGUGGAGAACGGCUGCGCCACGCGAGCGUCAACAUCUUCGGAGUGGUUCAUGUUUUUUUUGUUGUCCUUGUUUGCUUUGCCAUGCAGACCUAUGGUGAAGAUACUGAGUGGAGCGCGUUCGGAUCACCAUUGAAUUCAACUGCUUUUACUGCUAUUCAUCAGGUCCCUGAACAUUCCACGUGGCUUAAGGAUGCUUACCCGGUGUGUGGCAUUCAAUUUCGCCACCAGCACAAUGGAACGCAACGGUACUUUCAUCUGGCAGAUUUAGCAUUGAUGGCAUCUUUGACCUAUGAACCACGGAGCCGAGUGUCUGAAGCGUGUGCUCACUUCUUUCAAUCCAGCUGGCACGUGGAGACGAUCGACUCUAAGUUUCUGAAGCAGAACGAGGUGAAAUUCCUUCUUUUUACGUCUGCUGACAAUCGCACGACAGUCAUUGCAGUGAGGGGCACAUUGGACUUCUUGGACGUGUUGCAGGAUGUAUCGCUGUGGCUGGUGCCUGCGCUUCUUCAAAUCUUCAAUUAUGUGGGGCUGGAUGUCUCAUUUGGCCCUUGGGGUAUGGCUAUGGCUGGACUAUCCCAGCUCAUCCCUAUGGCCAACAUCGACAGGGAAACCACCUUCAAGUCGGUUUUGUUGGCCACUGAAUUCAUGAUGAAAGAGCAUCCGGAAAGACGUUUCUAUUUGACGGGCCACUCCUUAGGAGGUGGGGUCGCCAAGCUCGUUCAGCUCCUUUUGGACACGGAGAGUGUGAAGCCACAGACUGUUACCUUCUCGGCGCCGGGGGUUCAUUAUGCUGCCCAUGUGCUCUUGGAAGACCGCUUCAUCAAUCUUCAUGAAAAAUUUGAGCGACAGAUGGGCUUAUUGAUGACCAUUCGACCUGGGCGUGACCUGAUUUCUUUGAUUGAUCAUGGUAGUGGCGCCACUCUUCGAGUUCCAUGUCGGGGCAAUGCCUAUCAGUGCCAUAGUAUUUAUCGGACUCUUUGGAGCAUUCUGGACAUUUGUGGUGCUCCAAAACAUUUGCCGCAUCUCUUCGUACCGUGCAGCUGGUCACCCGACGCUUGCUGAAAGUGGUAGCCCCGAAGGAGUGAUGAGGUCCGGAUGAGUCCGGAGUAGUCCGGAAAGGUGACAAAAAAGGAAGUAAAAUCGGAAUAGUCCGAAAGGGUCCUCAGUCUUCCCAAAGAUGAAAGAUGAUGCAGAAAAGCAGGUGAAAGAGAAGAGAAACAAGGAAGCCUUUAGAAACAAGUGCAUCGCUUCUAGUAACAAGUAACAAGUGCCUUAAAUGGAGAAUUCUGGUAGAGGAUGGCAGGUGCAGGGCCCAAUGAGGCACACCAAAAACGGCAGACUGGCCAGUCAGGGGCCCCGUGAGGGGUGAGGAAUGCGACAUCUAAGAGGUCUGAUGUCGACAAGAGACGGUUGCAAGGGUUGGAGGCCUUCGCAAGUAGCUUGGAGGCGGACGACUGGCAGCAGUGAUUGCAGCUUCAUAGCCGGGCCAUAGCGAUGAAACAAACAUCGAACAGCGAGUUGAGAGGCCGAAAAGCCCUAUUCAAUCACCCAAAUCGUGACAGAGACAAAGUGAGAGCAAAGAUGGAAGAAAGAGU
This is a messenger RNA of Durusdinium trenchii, 3562 nucleotides long. The record is from the annotation of a GenBank genome assembly. Lineage: Eukaryota; Dinophyceae; Suessiales; Symbiodiniaceae.